CCUAUAUAAAUGGCAAAAUUCUGUGAACAGAACAAGCUAAGCUUGGUUAUGGGUUUACUGCAAGAGCAUCACAGGAUGGUUCCUAUGGUGUUUUACUCUGUGCUGGCAAUAAUCAUCAUCAGCAUCCAAGGACAAGCAGAAGCAGUAGGAGAAAACAACGUAACAUAUGAUGGAAGAUCCUUGAUUAUCAACGGCCAACACAGAAUUCUCUUCUCUGGUUCCAUCCAUUAUCCUCGCAGCACUCCUGAGAUGUGGCCAUCUUUGAUAUCCAAAGCCAAAGAGGGCGGCCUAGACGUUAUACAGACUUACGUUUUUUGGAACCUCCAUGAACCCGUCCAAGGACAGUAUGAUUUUAGCGGAAGAAAGGAUAUAAUAAGUUUCAUAAAAGAAAUCCAGGCACAGGGUCUAUAUGUUUCCCUCAGAAUUGGACCCUUUAUCGAAGCUGAAUGGACAUAUGGGGGACUACCAUUUUGGUUGCAUGACGUUCCCGGCAUCGUCUUCCGAUCUAAUAAUCAACCCUUCAAGGAUCACAUGCAGAGGUUUGUGUCCAAAAUAGUGAACAUGAUGAAGUCGGAGAACUUGUAUGCCUCACAAGGAGGACCAAUCAUAAUAUCACAGAUUGAGAACGAGUACCAGACAAUUGAAUCAGCUUUUCAUGGGGAAGGACCAAGAUAUGUUCGUUGGGCUGCAGCCAUGGCUGUGAGUCUUCAAACUGGUGUUCCCUGGAUUAUGUGUAAGCAAAUGGACGCUCCUGACCCAGUGAUAAAUACAUGCAAUGGAAUGCAAUGUGGAGAAACAUUUGCAGGACCCAAUUCACCCAAUAAGCCAUCAAUGUGGACAGAGAACUGGACAAGUUUCUAUCAAGUAUAUGGUGGAGAAACUUACAUGAGAUCAGCUCAAGACAUAGCAUUUCACGUUGCUUUAUUCAUUGCUAAAAAUGGAAGCUACGUAAAUUACUACAUGUAUCACGGAGGAACCAAUUUUGGAAGAACAGCUUCUGCAUUUGUAAUAACAAGUUACUAUGAUCAAGCUCCCCUUGAUGAGUAUGGUUUAAUCAGGCAACCAAAAUGGGGUCAUCUUAAGGAAUUGCAUACCACAAUAAAGUCUUGCUCAAAGACAUUACUUAAUGGAGUACGUGAUAUUUUCCCCUUGGGAGAACUACAACAAGCUUAUGUUUUCAAAGAAAAUUCAGGGGAAUGUGUGGCCUUUCUGGUGAAUAAUGAUUUGACUCAAGAUGUCAGAGUCCUAUUUCAAGAUAUUUCGUUUGAUUUACCCCACAAGUCAAUCAGUAUUCUACCAGACUGCAAGACCAUAACCUUUAAUACAGCAAAGGUAAAUGUACAGUCUCAUAUAAGGUCAGCUAUGAAGCACCAGCAGUUCAAUUCAAUAGAAAGAUGGGAAGAAUACAAAGAAACUGUUGCUACAUUUGACUUGACUUCUUUAAGAGCACAAACCUUGUUAGAUCACAUGAGCACAACAAAAGAUACAUCUGAUUACCUUUGGUACACUUUCAGGUUUCAAAAUAAUUUUUCAAACGCUCAAUCUGUAAUAAAAACCAUUUCACACGGACACGUUCUGCACGCGUAUGUCAACGGAGUAUAUGCUGGGUCUGCUCAUGGAAACCACAAGAUCCCAAGUUUCAAAAUGGAGAGUUCAAUUUAUUUGAGAAAUGGGACAAAUGAUGUUGCCUUUCUUAGUGUAACAGUUGGGUUACCGGAUUCAGGAGCAUACCUUGAGCGUAAGGUCGCUGGAUUACGUACUGUAAAGGUUCAAGGCAAGGAUUUCACUAACUAUGAAUGGGGAUAUCAGGUUGGCUUAUUAGGAGAAAAGCUACAAAUUUACACAGAUAAUGGAACGAAUAGCGUCCAAUGGAAUCAAUUUGGAAGCUCUACUCAUCAACCUCUCACAUGGUAUAAGACUCUCUUUGAUGCACCAGCAGGGAAUGACCCAGUUGCACUGAACCUUGGCUCAAUGGGAAAGGGUGAAAUUUGGGUUAAUGACCAAAGCAUCGGCCGAUAUUGGGUUUCAUUUCAGACACCAAAGGGGAGGACUUCCCAGACAAGGUACCAUAUACCUCGAUCUUUCCUGAGACCAACAGGCAACCUAUUAGUUCUACUUGAAGAGGAGGGAGGAUAUCCUCCUAGCAUUACUCUUGACAUCAUUUCAGUCAGGACCAUGAGUAGAAACGUGUCCGAAUCACAUCCAUCUUCAGUUUAGGCCAAAUGCACAUGACAGAAAAGAGAUCUAAGGCAUUCAACAAACUUUAAAUUUCUAUUUUCUUUUUUGAAGUUAAAUGUAGAUGGACACUGAAUAGUUUAUGGAUGUCAUCAAUAAUUUAGAUAGCUGAAGUCCUAAUCUCAGCUCUUCAUUUAUUUUCUUCUCCUUGUAUGUCUUUUCUUUUUCAUUUUUUUAUAAUUUUUAACUUACCAGGAAAGAAAAAGGAAAAAAACUAAUUAAAAGAAACAAAGG
Messenger RNA from Manihot esculenta (cassava), 2469 nucleotides. Its product is annotated as beta-galactosidase 16. The transcript is spliced from 18 exons. Gene Ontology annotation, molecular function: beta-galactosidase activity. Bases 10 to 2217 code for a protein of 735 amino acids. The record is from RefSeq and is a predicted model, not a curated record. Gene Ontology annotation, cellular component: vacuole; cell wall. Gene Ontology annotation, biological process: carbohydrate metabolic process. NCBI's taxonomy places the organism in Eukaryota, Viridiplantae, Streptophyta, Magnoliopsida, Malpighiales, Euphorbiaceae.